GGAGGGGCAUCACCAAUAUUCCACACGGAUUCCUUGUGCUUCAGCUUCACAAAACCCUAAACCCUAAAACUUUCUCCUUCUCAAACUCUUUCGUCUACAACAUUAUCUCUUCCCUCUUUCUGAACAUUCCAGAAACCCUGGCACAUUCUCUUUUCGAGCUCUCGAAGUUACCUUUGUUACUCCACAGCCAUGUAUAGGUUUAUCUCUGGCCUCGCCUCCAAAGCCAGGUUGGCUAAGAACAGUACCCAGCAGAUUGGUGGUAGGUUGACUUGGAGCAGAAAUUAUGCGGCCAAAGACAUUAAAUUUGGCGUUGAAGCUCGCGCUUUGAUGCUUAAAGGUGUUGAGGAUCUUGCUGAUGCUGUUAAAGUGACUAUGGGACCUAAAGGGCGCAAUGUUGUUUUGGAACAAAGUUGGGGAGCCCCUAAAGUGACAAAAGAUGGUGUCACUGUAGCAAAGAGCAUUGAAUUCCAAGACAGAGUCAAGAACAUAGGGGCUAGCCUUGUAAAGCAGGUUGCAAAUGCUACAAAUGAUGUGGCAGGCGAUGGUACCACAUGUGCAACAGUCCUCACCCGUGCCAUAUUUGUUGAAGGAUGCAAAUCUGUGGCAGCUGGAAUGAAUGCCAUGGACCUAAGACGUGGGAUUUCAAUGGCAGUUGAUGCGGUUAUGACAAACUUGAAGAGCAGAGCAAGGAUGAUUAGCACAUCUGAAGAAAUAGCACAGGUUGGAACAAUAUCAGCAAAUGGAGAAAGAGAGAUCGGUGAGCUGAUAGCCAAGGCAAUGGAGAAAGUUGGCAAAGAGGGUGUCAUUACCAUCUCUGAUGGGAAAACAUUGUACAAUGAGUUAGAGGUCGUUGAAGGAAUGAAGCUGGACAGAGGCUACAUAUCUCCUUAUUUUAUCACCAAUACAAAAAACCAAAAAUGUGAACUAGAAGAUCCUCUCAUUUUAAUUCAUGAGAAGAAGAUCUCAAAUUUAAAUGCUAUAGUCAAGGUUUUGGAAUUGUCCUUGAAGAGGCAAAGGCCUUUGCUGAUUGUUGCUGAAGACGUGGAAAGUGAAGCACUAGCAACUCUCAUUCUGAACAAGCUUCGUGCUGGAAUCAAGGUCUGUGCCAUAAAAGCACCAGGAUUUGGAGAAAAUAGGAAGGCCAGCAUGCAAGACCUUGCCAUUCUCACAGGGGGCGAGGUUAUAACUGAAGAGCUUGGUAUGGACCUUGAGAAGGCUGGAGUAGAAGUGCUGGGUUCAUGCAAAAAGGUUACAGUAUCAAAGGAUGACACAAUUGUUCUUGAUGGGUUUGGUGACAAAAAAGCCAUUGAAGAAAGAUGUGAACAGUUGAGAUCUGCAAUCGAAUUGAGCACUUCUGAUUAUGAUAAGGAAAAGUUGCAAGAGCGACUUGCUAAGCUUUCUGGUGGUGUUGCAGUUUUGAAGAUCGGUGGGGCUAGUGAAGCUGAAGUUGGUGAGAAGAAGGACAGAGUUAAUGAUGCUCUGAAUGCUACCAAGGCUGCUGUGGAGGAAGGCAUUGUACCUGGUGGUGGUGUUGCACUUCUGUAUGCUUCUAAAGAGCUGGACAAGUUGCAAACUGCGAACUUUGACCAGAAGAUUGGUGUCCAGAUUAUUCAGAAUGCUCUCAAGAUGCCUGUACACACCAUUGCUUCCAAUGCAGGAGUAGAGGGGGCAGUUGUUGUUGGCAAGCUUUUGGAGCAGGACAAUCCUGACCUUGGAUAUGAUGCAGCCAAAGGUGAAUAUGUUGAUAUGGUGAAGUCAGGAAUCAUUGAUCCAUUGAAAGUCAUUAGAACAGCCUUGGUAGAUGCUGCAAGUGUCUCCUCUUUGAUGACUACAACUGAGGCCAUUGUAGCUGAACUUCCCAAGGAUGAGAAGGAUGCCCUAGCCAGCAAUGGCAUGGGCAACAUGGGUUAUUGAAACUCUUUGGACCGUGACAGCGAUGCUGUGAUUUGAACUUUGACAGAAAAUCAAUUUUUUAGUGAACCACAAGGUUGAGUUACAACAAAUAUACAAUUUAUACAUGAGCUGAGCUCCUUUUUCUCUCAAAUCUAAUACCCUGUUGAAUGCUUAUAAA
This is a messenger RNA of Hevea brasiliensis (rubber tree), 2071 nucleotides long. Its product is annotated as chaperonin CPN60-2, mitochondrial. Gene Ontology annotation, molecular function: ATP-dependent protein folding chaperone; ATP binding. The transcript has 18 exons. Gene Ontology annotation, biological process: protein refolding. Bases 190 to 1914 code for a protein of 574 amino acids. Gene Ontology annotation, cellular component: mitochondrion; cytosol. Lineage: Eukaryota; Viridiplantae; Streptophyta; Magnoliopsida; Malpighiales; Euphorbiaceae. The record is from RefSeq and is a predicted model, not a curated record.